Molecule: messenger RNA, 2234 nt
Organism: Microtus ochrogaster (prairie vole)
Lineage: Eukaryota; Metazoa; Chordata; Mammalia; Rodentia; Cricetidae
Gene: Gpr21
Product: G protein-coupled receptor 21
Biological process (GO): G protein-coupled receptor signaling pathway
Cellular component (GO): membrane
Molecular function (GO): G protein-coupled receptor activity
Source: RefSeq, a predicted model, not a curated record
UAUUGUGGCUUUUGUUUGGAUUUCAUCGUGCGGAAUUACAGCUGUUCAGAGGAGACUCAUUACAACUCCUGCUGAAGCUCCCAAUCUUCCUCUCUCUGUCCCUACCCCCACUCUCCCUUGGCCUGAAGACACUGCCCCCAGUUUACCUUACUCCCUUGGUGCUAUGAGCAUGGUAAACAUGCCAGUAUGGCCAGGUCUGGGACUGGCCAGGCAACUGCUGUUGACUUUCCCCAUUCCAGGAAGAAUUUAAAGGGAAAUUACACAGCAAGCACUGUACCUCAGCAGCAGCAGCACCAGGAACAUAGUGACUAGGGUUCUCUGGGAUUGUCUCACACAAACACACACAUGCAGAGUUGAAUGCAGUGACAAUAGCUGUUCCUGGGAACUGUGACAGCAGCCAGGUGGCUGCAUGAAAUGGGAACCAGUUCCCGAGCACGAGAUGAACUCCACCUUGGAUGGUGACCAGAGCAGCCAUCCUUUCUGUCUCCUGGCACUGGGCUACUCAGAAACUGUCAGUUUUUGUCUUUUGGAAGCACUGAUUGUUGUCUUUCUAACCACAUUGAUUAUUUCUGGCAACAUCAUUGUGAUUUUUGUGUUUCACUGUGCACCUCUGUUGAACCAUCACACUACAAGUUAUUUCAUCCAGACAAUGGCAUAUGCUGACCUCUUGGUUGGGGUAAGCUGCUUGGUCCCUUCCUUGUCACUACUCCACUACCCCCUUCCUAUGGAGGAGGCCAUGACUUGCCAAGUAUUUGGCUUUAUAAUAUCAGUUCUGAAGAGCGUUUCCAUGACUUCUCUGGCCUGUAUCAGCAUUGAUAGAUAUAUUGCCAUCACUAAGCCUUUAACCUAUAAUACGCUGGUUACUCCCGGGAGACUACGCCUGUGUAUUUUUCUGGUUUGGCUGUAUUCCAUCUUGGUCUUCCUGCCUGCCUUCUUCCACUGGGGCAAACCUGGAUAUCAUGGAGAUGUAUUUCAGUGGUGUGCAGCGUCCUGGCACACCAAUCUCUACUUCACAGUGUUCAUCGUGGUGAUGCUGUAUGCCCCAGCUGCCCUCAUUGUCUGCUUCACAUAUUUCAACAUCUUCCGCAUCUGCCAACAGCACACAAAAGAAAUCAGCGAAAGGCAAGCCCGAUUCAGCAGCCGGAAUGAGGAGACUGGGGAAUCCCAGACUUGUCCUGAUAAGCGCUAUGCCAUGGUCCUCUUUAGAAUUACAAGUGUAUUUUAUGUCCUCUGGUUGCCAUACAUCCUGUACUUUCUGCUGGAGAGCUCCACUGGCUGCAGCAGCCACCUUGCAUCCUUCCUCACUACCUGGCUUGCUAUUAGCAAUAGUUUCUGCAAUUGUAUCAUUUACAGUCUCUCCAACAGUGUUUUCCAAAGAGGAUUAAAGGGUCUCUCAGGGACUGUGUGUACUUCUUGUACAAGUCACACUACAGCCAAGGACCCUUACACAGUUAGGUGGAAAGGACCCCUUAAUGGAUGUCAUAUCUGAGGGGUUCAUAUACUCAGUUACUUUGUUUGCAGGAAGAAAGGGUGGCUUUGGUUCUCCUCUUCCUUUCGACCCUGUGCUCCAGUUUACUAGGAGAUCUAGAACACGAUAACUUGACUCUGAGCAGCUACAGACCGUCGACACUUUUCAGUUUGCAGAAGUUGUUUCCUAAAUGAGAUUUAAAAUUAGAAGAAUCCGGAUCAUUAAAAAAAAAAAAACCAACUCGUGAUGCAGUUUUUGAAAUGUCAUGGAAGUAAGAUUCAAAAGGAAUAAAGUCAUAGCUAAUACCUCUCCCAGCUGGUGUGACUGAACAUGGAUGUGAAAAGCAGCAGCACUUUAAAGAAAAAAAAUCGCCAUUUUCUUUUCCCUUUUCUGGAUUCUUCCAAGCAACUUGGAACUUAUGUGCAAUUGAUAUCUUUUAACAGGGAAUAUUAAGAUAGACUGAUGAACUAACAAGGAUUUUCUUUAUCUGUGCCAAAAUAUAACUGCACUGUAAGUUUCAGCACUCCUUUAGAUGGUGAAAUGUCUUGAAAGAAAUCUCCAUAGGAUGAAUAAUGUGAUCCCUGAAGAUUACUUUUGGAGUUUUGAAAUGAACCAUGAAGCAACCAUGCAAUGAAGUCAUACAGUUUGUGAAAAACAGCUACAUUUACUUCAUGCUUGUGAACAUUCUGUACAUGUGUGUAGAAGUGACAUUACAGUGCAUUUUCCUGUGCCUCUGUGUUUGUGAAUAUUGAACAUUUACAUUGAG